Molecule: messenger RNA, 800 nt
Organism: Williopsis jadinii
Lineage: Eukaryota; Fungi; Ascomycota; Saccharomycetes; Phaffomycetales; Wickerhamomycetaceae
Gene: YIP1
Product: transporter YIP1
Exons: 1
Coding region: 69-722 (217 amino acids)
Biological process (GO): vesicle fusion with Golgi apparatus; endoplasmic reticulum to Golgi vesicle-mediated transport
Cellular component (GO): trans-Golgi network; membrane
Source: RefSeq, a predicted model, not a curated record
CAUUCAACAAUUCAUCAGGAAACAAAGAAGAAGGCCGGGAAGACGAAGACGGAUAAGUACUCUCAGUCAUGGCAUUUUAUCAGGAUUUCAACGCUGUCCAGGGGACGAUGGAUUUCCAGAACCAAUUCCCACAGGGAACUGUAGACGGUGAGAUUCUCUCUACCGGGAUCCUUUCGGCUUUCAGCACAAGUGGCUACUCACACGAACCACCUCUACUUGAGGAACUGGGAAUCAACUUCCAACACAUCAAACAGAAGACGCUGCUGACGCUGAACCCGAGAUCAUCGCACAUGACGAGCGAAAUCUCUAACGACGGUGAUUUGGCCGGCCCAGUGCUUUUCUGUCUGAUCUUUGCCAUUUGUCUUCUCCUAGCAGGGAAAGUCCAUUUCGGAUACAUCUACGGUGUUGCACUUGUUGGCACAGUAUCACUACACUGGUUCUUCAAGCUGAUGAGUGAUCUAAGCGUGGAUUUCGUCAGAACCGCAAGUGUGCUGGGUUAUUGCUUGCUACCUCUCGUACCCGUGGCAUUCUUGGGCAUUGCGAUGCCAUUGAACAACUCCUUGGGGUAUGUCAUUAGCGCCAUCAGCGUUCUAUGGUCGGCCUACUCUGCCUCAGGAUUCUUUGUCUCGAUGUUGAAGCUCGAUAACGUCAGACCACUCAUUGCUUACCCUUUGGCCAUGUUCUACUCCGUGUUUGUCCUCAUGGCGGUGUUUAAAGACUGAACGGCUCUGUCAGUUCCUAGACCUUUUACAUAGAUGCCCUUUCUAGUCCUAAACCAUGGUUUAUAACACGAGCAUCGC